Schistosoma rodhaini is the source of this 1637-nucleotide messenger RNA. The record is from the annotation of a GenBank genome assembly. Lineage: Eukaryota; Metazoa; Platyhelminthes; Trematoda; Strigeidida; Schistosomatidae.
GAAACCUGAUGUUAAUAGGCUCCCAAUUUAAGUACCCAAGGUCGUAGGGUUUUGUGACCUCAAGAUUCUACUGUUGACUGAGCGGUAAACGAAAGUCACUUUUGUGAAAGUUGAUAUGUAUAUGGGAGACUGUAUUAUUCAUCGCUAAUCAAAUGUUAGAAGAACGACUACAUUUGGAGUUGGAAAAUCUAAAAACUGAUCUGACAGUAACUGUUCAGCAAUUGAAUGCCAAGACACAAGCAGUUUCAAUUUUGAAUGCCUCAUUGGAAAAGUGCAUAAAAGAGAAAAAUGAAUUCAAGAGAAUGGCAGAACAAGUAAUGAGUCGAUACCAGGUGCUCAGAAAAACUCUAAUGGAAUGUGAUGAAGCAGAUCAAUAUUCUACCCCUGAUAUAAUGCAUUUAUCGACCAAACAGCUUGCUUCUUUGUUAGUUGAAAGCAGAGAAGCUAACAAAAGUUUAGAACAUGAGCUAAUGAAUUCUCGUGAAAAAAUUGAAGAACUCCAAGGAGAUAUUAAGGUGUUGAGAAAACAACUAAGCGAUCGUUCAUGUGAAAACCAACACGCAAUGGAUCCUAGAGUUUCCGGAAAUGAUCGCCAAGCAUAUGUAACUCAAUUGGAAGAGCUUACUUUUCAGCUCUCUGAACUUAAACGCGAAUUGGGGCAAUGUCUUGAUGAGAAGCAAGAAAUCGCAACGGAACGAGAUAUAUAUCGUAAUAAAUGUGAUCGAUUGAACAAUGAAUUAAAUUAUAUUUUAAGUGGAGAUGAACGAAAAAUUCAAGAUAUCGACACCUUAAUAACUGAAAGCAGAAUGUUGAAAGAGCAAAUCCAAUCGUUGGAAAUGGAAAAAUCUUUAGCAUUGAGCACAGUAACUAAAUAUAAGAAACUUUUAGAUCGAAAGUUGACAAAAAACUCAUCAGUUAGCAGUGAAAGUUGUAUGACACCAGCAAAUUCACCUAAACAUCAAGAGAAGACAAUUUGACACUGAACAACAUUUCACUGAACAUGCUCUUGAAACGGCUUCCAGUUGGAUGAGUAACCUGCAUUAGUAUUAUGCAUUCAAAUCAUGUUACUUCGAGACAUUGUCAUUUGACAUCGCUGUGAUAUUUGUAUGCUCGUGUGAUUAUUAUUAUUAUUAUUAGUAACAGUAGUUAUCAGCUUAUUUGAUAAAACAAUCAUCAAUGUUUUAAGUUGUAAUAAAUAUGAAUACUUUUUAUAUUCGUGUGUAUAUCCUAGCACAAUAUCUAUUUAUUAUCAUUACUAUUAUGACUGUUAUCUCUCCUCCUUCAUAUGUUUGUUUAUAAAAAUACGUUUUGGAAUCAUAACAGUAGUAGUGACAAUAUUUCUUGACAUGACCUUGACUUACGUCACGUCACAACGUUCAACAUAUUAACUGAACAACAGUUUGUGUCGUGUUUUUUUGUUUACUUCUAUGAAAUUCUUCUUGUAUAUAGUAUUGUUUCAUAGCUUUGCUUUCUGUGUUAUUGAUUAAAAAAAUGUCAUAUCAUUGUAAAAUGAAACAAUUUCAUCCUUUUCCUGUUGUACUCGACUAAGUUUGUAUUAAAUUAAAAGUUAUCUGUGAUUCUUGUAAUUUUUAAAGUCAAUUGACUGAAAUUUCACAUAAAAAUCAUGCGUUAACUAC